UGAGGACCCGUGGCGGGCGGCGAAGAUGAUCAAGGGGUACAUGCAGCAGCACAACAUCCCGCAGCGGGAGGUGGUGGACGUCACCGGCCUCAACCAGUCGCACCUCUCCCAGCACCUCAACAAGGGCACCCCCAUGAAGACGCGGAAACGAGCUGCCCUCUACGCGUGGUACGUCUGCAAGCAGCGGGAGAUCCUCCGGCAGUUCAACCAGACAGUCCAGGGUUGUGGAAAUAGGACAGGCAAAAGCAGUCAGGAUCAGCUGCUGUUUCUCUUUCCAGAGUUCAAUCAGCAGAACCAAGGGGCUGCCCAGCUCGACGACGCCUGCUCCGAAACCCCCAGCAAGAAGUUGCGUCGCAAUCGGUUCAAGUGGGGGCCGGCCUCCCAGCAAAUCUUGUACAAAGCCUACGACCGCCAAAAGAACACACGCGAGACGCUGGUGGAGGAAUGCAACAGGGCUGAGUGUCUGCAGCGAGGGGUGUCUCCCUCCAAGGCGCACGGGCUCGGCUCCAACCUGGUGACGGAGGUCCGCGUCUACAACUGGUUCGCCAACCGGCGCAAGGAGGAGGCUUUCCGCCAGAAGCUGGCCAUGGACGCCUACAACUCCGGCCAGCCCCCGCACAGCAUGAACCUGCUGCUGUCUCAUGGUUCCCCCCACCACAACCAGCCCAGCGCCUCACCUCCCAGCAAAAUGCCAG
Tauraco erythrolophus (red-crested turaco) is the source of this 695-nucleotide messenger RNA. Lineage: Eukaryota; Metazoa; Chordata; Aves; Musophagiformes; Musophagidae. The record is from RefSeq and is a predicted model, not a curated record.